This is a messenger RNA of Branchiostoma belcheri (Belcher's lancelet), 555 nucleotides long. RefSeq lists its product as uncharacterized. Bases 1 to 540 code for a protein of 179 amino acids. NCBI's taxonomy places the organism in Eukaryota, Metazoa, Chordata, Leptocardii, Amphioxiformes, Branchiostomatidae. The record is from RefSeq and is a predicted model, not a curated record. The transcript has 4 exons.
AUGGCCUUCCUCAGAAUGUUUCUGGUGUGUGUCGUUGUUCUCGCAAUGGGAGCUGAGUCCUCUAGGCUCACCAGGCGUUUGCCGCAUCUCCAGGCGGCCUCUCUUGCUCUGACGGAGGCUGUUGGCGGCACAUUAGACCGUGCUACGGAGGACUAUUGUGCAGAAGAAGAGUGCCGGGAGGGCUUCUUGCGGGGCAUCGGUAACCCACUUUGCCGUCGUCACCGCGGAUUCUUCAACGGUAACCAAACCGAUGAACAGAUUGGUGCCGAAAUCGCUGAGACCGACGUCUCACUGAAAGUAUGGAGCUGUGUUCUCGGGUCCGUACUUGACGAGUCGGAAGACGAAGGGGAAUCCGAAGAGAUCUACACUACAGCUAGCAUUGCAGCACAGAUGGACACCUUGCGAGCAAUGAUGAAGAACAUGGGUCUCCCACAGGCGUUCAGCGAUGCGCCGUGCAGCCUGGUCCUCCUGCAAGCCUUCAAACGCCAUGCCGAGACCCUCACUGAUCACGUGAACGUCAUGAGGUCAAGCAUCAACUAAAGCAGCCAUCACGAU